CGUUCUUGAAGCAGACAAGUAUGCAACCCGCAUUGCAUCAUGAUGGUCGUAACAGCAAGUUUGCGCUCAAGAGGGAAGAUGGGUUCUGUGGGAAUGUUGCAUGCACCUCCCCGACUGGGCUGGCAGCCAGUGAGAACUUCUUCAACGGUGACCUCGGUCACACACGAGUUGGUCAAGCGCCACCGCAGGAAGCGCAACCCCUUCAACGCCAGCAACGGCAGCAGAACGAUAAGAAUGGAGGUGCCACUCAGUGCGCACUUACUGCUGACCAUGCGCCGGAGAACAAGGUGCGCAGAAAAAGGGAGGUGCUACUCUUAUUCGGGGUAUGCGUCUUGUACUUGGCGUGCGAGACCUCCGUAAAGAUUGCAGACUUUAAAGUCAUAAAAAGCCUGAAAACCCCACAGACGCUAGACGUGGUGAUCGGGGUAGAAUCCAUACUCCUCUCGCUGUUGUUAGCCGGGCUUUCUGAUCUUUGGAGUGCUUGGACCACGUGUAGAAGGGGUCGCCGUACGUCGCAAAAAAUACUCGAUCACUGCACACAACAUUGCGGAGUACAUAAUCCUUCUUCCGAAACAAGACCCGAUGUUGAACAGCAGGGAACAGUUUCUGCAACAACAAUGAGGACAGGAACGAAGAGUGCAGAAGAGUUUUCGACGUCGGAAGAAAUUCCAUUGCUGACGUCGGAGGAAAAUGUGAAUGACCCCGGGAGCCGGGAUCUGGAGAACCCGGCGAACACGGAUCCGCUGCGAGACGGAGCCAAGUCAGGAUAUGUGGCAGUUCCAGUCGCGGCAGUGUUGUCCGAUGAACAGCAAAAUGUCCCUGUGCCAAAUAGCAGAAUCAGAAAUGCGGCUUCGAGAGGGAUAAUAGAGGAGACUAGGACAAGCAGAACUAGUACAAACUAUAGUUUUUCGACUUGCUUUUCGUGGCACGAUGGCAUUGCGCCGUUCAUGUGGGUUGCUGUGGCCUUCGCGAUUUACAACGGACUGGAGAAGAUGCAGCUACUCGCUAUGCAAAGUCCUGGCACCGUGGCAGUUGUGUCCCGUGUGAAAAUACUCUUCGUGGUGGCGGGUUCGGCAUUAUUUUUGGGGCGAAAGUUUCGCCCACUGCAGUAUGUAUCCGUAGCGCUGGUGAUACUCGGAAUCAUUUGGUGGUCCUUCGCGAAAGCUGCUUGGGACAGGCAAAACCGAGGACAGGGCAUUUCAAUAGCUGGAAACAGCACUUCUUCAUCUGUGAGCCAGGGUCUUUAUGUAUUUGGUCUUGCUCUCGCUUUGACCGGGUCCAUCUGCGUUGCUGCCGCCAGACUGUCCAGUGAACGCAACCUGAAAGAGAAAGCUGCCACGCCCUUCUACGUGCAGAAAUUUCACCUCGAGCUGCCGUGCCUCCUCUUUGCAAUCGUGUGGCUCUUCGUGAUUCCCGAGUUUUGGCUUCUUUAUGAAACCCUGUUGAUCUGCUUGUAGCGAUCUGCAUGAAAUAUCUGUAAUAUUUCGUCGUAGAAACGUACUUGUACCAGAAUAGGUCGUGGUCAUUUAGGUUAAAUUGACGAUUUUUCAGUCUCGGUACGCAAAUGCAGAAAGAAGGGUAUUCAUUAAUUUGAUAGUACUUUUUUUUUAGGUGAGAGGAGGACACGACCUUUACGUCACAGAAUGCACCGUUCAUGUAUCUUUUCUGGAUGAGGCGACUGCUAAGCAGUUGCGUGUGCGGCGCAUAUCCAGUUGGAACGAACUGGUUGGCGGAUGGACCGCUUCAACGGAUGGCGCAAACGCCGACUCCUUCAGUGCGUGGAAGCUGCACGCAUCCGUUAUUCUCCGCCUGGCGGUUCACUGGAUAGGCGACUUGGUCGUGAAGAGGGCGAGUAGCGUGGUGCGGAUGAUGCUGCAAUGUCAAAUCCCGAUUCUCACAUUCUGGCUCGGCGAUGUGUUAUGUCUAGGUGGCGGAGGCGGGAUCAAUCUGAAUGGGGGACAGUGGGUUGCAUUCAUUUUGUGCAGCUUUCUGAUCGUGGCAGGUGGGAUUGGCUUUGCCGUUUUCGCGCCUCAAGAAAAAAGCCUACAUAAAAAAUGACUUAAUCUUCAUAAACGCUAACAUUCUAGGAAACACGUUCAUCUCCCGACGUGUAAAUCGCGGUUGUACACCUAGAAUUUAUACAUCUAACGAUCAGUGACAGUGGAAAAUCUUGUUGUAGAAAUUUUGAAGAUGACGACUACUUUUUUAGCAUUGCCUCUUGCUUUUCGCUAGACCAACUAUUGUGUCGAACAGUGGCUUUGUUCUGAAACACAAGGAAAGAGGUUUUUACUUGUGCGCAGCCUUGAGUUCCUAUAGAUAAGCGCCAAGGUCCGAAAUCAAGACAGCUAGUUCCCGCAUAUUGCUAACGAUGCGAAGAUCUUCGUCCUUACUGAUAACGCAUUUUGCCGUGAGAAGCAGCGCUUUUUUCAACCGGAGAGUAGAAGUUUCUUGUUUACAAUCUUUGGAAAUUACGUCAUCUAUUUCCAGAGCGCUUAGCGGGAGGAAAAUAUUUUUGGUAGUUUUUGUUUUUCUUGUGUUCCUUCCUAUAACGACGCGAUGGCGUUUGAAUA
Amoebophrya sp. A25 is the source of this 2570-nucleotide messenger RNA. The record is from the annotation of a GenBank genome assembly. NCBI's taxonomy places the organism in Eukaryota, Dinophyceae, Syndiniales, Amoebophryaceae.